Messenger RNA from Leptinotarsa decemlineata (Colorado potato beetle), 1292 nucleotides. Its product is annotated as trypsin-3. The record is from RefSeq and is a predicted model, not a curated record. Gene Ontology annotation, biological process: proteolysis. Gene Ontology annotation, molecular function: serine-type endopeptidase activity. Lineage: Eukaryota; Metazoa; Arthropoda; Insecta; Coleoptera; Chrysomelidae.
UAUAAAAAUGAAUCGAGAGGGAGGCAAAAUAGUUAUUAACUGACAUAGAAAUGAAAUUAUCAGUUCUGAACGUGAUUUUAUCAUUUUUUUAUUUUCAGGGACAAUCCAAGGCUGACGAGAGUCUCAGGAUUUAUGGAGGUCAUGAAUCCGAAAUUGAAGAUGUUCCAUAUAUAGCAUCAGUCAUGUUUGCUAAUAUACACCUCUGUGGUGGAUCGAUACUCAGCAAAAGCUGGAUCAUUACAGCUGCACACUGUGUGGUGAAUAAAACAGGCCUUGAAGUGUUCGCAGGCCUGGUGGAUUUGAUGGUGCCAGGCGAUGAAGCACAGACGUCGAUUGUAAAGGAAGUGAUAGUUCAUCCUGAGUAUGACCACAAGACCAGAUCUCUCAGGCAUGAUGUAGCUCUCCUUCGUCUUGAAGAAGAACUCGAGCUCAAUGAUGGGGUAUCACCAAUUUCUCUCAUCACAGAAGAACAGUUGAAGGAAAUGACUGAGUUUCACGAAAUGGGAACCAUCUCGGGGUGGGGCACAAAUGAGCAAUCAAUGUUAUCGAAUAUACUGUUUUCAGGAUCAGUUAAACUGAUGAAAGAUGAUGAAUGCUCCAGAAUGUCGAUGAACCAGAGCUGUGUAGAAUUCGAUCCUGAAAUUCAUUUGUGCUCCGGGAAUGGAAUUUCUUUCAAUGGAGCAGGCUUGAGAGAUGACGGAGGACCUCUGGUCGUGAGGAACAAAUUAGCUGGAAUCAUCCUACAAGGCCGAUAUUUGAGAAAUAAGAAAUGUAGCUUUCUAUCAUCCGUCUAUGCAAGAGUACCACAUUACGUCAAAUUCAUCAAGAGCCACAUUCCAGAAUUAUUUGUUGCUGAGAAGCCUAUUGAGGAUCCUAUAUUUGACGUGGAAAUAAUAUUCAACAAGCUCAAUGCAUCUGAUGUCGACAACAAUGUAACGAGUCCAAAAUACACUGUAGAGUCUUAUAGACUAUCAUACAGAAUCUGGAACAAUGGAAGUGAGGAAAACCAAACCGAGCAGGAAUUUGAAUUUGUUGAAGAAGUUACAUUGAAGCAAAGUGAUUAUGAAAUAGAAUCUUCAGAUGCCGUAACCAAUGAUCCGCUGAAUGAGGGAAAUAUUAAGAACAAGAGAAUAAGGAUGAACAUCGUUGUCGUCAAAUCACCAGAACGACCCGAAAUCGGCUUUUCUAUCGACAUAUUCAACAGUUUUUUUAUUACCCCAUAUAUCACAUUCGAACACAUUGAAUAAUUUGUGAAUAUUAAAUAUUGAACGUUAUUGAAAAUUUUUUCUAUA